GACGACAUCAAAAAUGGUUUAACCAAUUUUCAAAUGGCUACGCCAAAUCCUGGAGAUGCUGCCUUUUCAUAUCAAAUUUUAACACAGUUGAUUUUGCUAGAUGGUACAUACUUGCAAGAAAUGAUGAAAAGCUUCAAAUUCAUCAAUGAAACUGAACGGAAAGUACACGAAGCAAUGGAAAACAUGUUUCUUGUCACAGAAAAGUUGGAAAAGCGAACAGUGGAAAUGCAGAACUUCUUUGAGAAUGGAUUUGACAAAUUAAUAAAUCAGACAUUACUUAUACAACAAGAUGGUAUUCUUCGAGUUAUGGUGAGAUAUGGGAGUUACGUUAUGAAAGAGUUAACAACGAAUAUGGGCAUGUGUAAUAUUUUUCCUGAGACAUAUGACAAUAUGAAAGGCUUGUUAUGUUUUUAUCUCGCCGACUCUGUGAACGCUAUCUGGCUAUCUCUUGCAAUCGUGGUGUUUUCUUUUAUAUUUUUUUCCCCAAUGUACAUGGACUUAAUAACACACUAUAGAAUAGCUGCAUUGGAUUUUGAAAGUGAAAACGGGCCCUUAACGACUGAAGCUAGCGACUUAAAGUUUUCCAUAGGGGCUGCGCGACAAGUGUCCGAACGAGCGGAAAAUCAAUGGAUGUAAAUAUUUUAAUUUUAUAAUUAUUUAAAAAACUUGA
Molecule: messenger RNA, 670 nt
Organism: Hydractinia symbiolongicarpus
Lineage: Eukaryota; Metazoa; Cnidaria; Hydrozoa; Anthoathecata; Hydractiniidae
Exons: 8
Coding region: 34-636 (200 amino acids)
Cellular component (GO): membrane
Source: RefSeq, a predicted model, not a curated record